UAUUAAGUGGCAUCAGCUUUUUGCUGAACGAUCUCUGUGCUGCAUCGUAGUGUUUUUGACUGAUCACAUCUUCCUCGAUCUGCAUAUUGAAGAAAAGGGCAAGUCAACGUCUCCAGGCCCCGGCCCUUGAAUCGUCUUGGCUGAUUUUUAGCUUAUCAAUUUGGAUUUUGUGCAUAAGGUCGUGAACUAGUGACAACUGAGUCUGAAGGGUUGACAGCUUUUGUAAAUCCCGCAUCUCUCCUCGUAUCAUUCACAGUUUCGGCAUCAAAUUUUGGAUGGUGAGAGAGGAAGUACAAACUGAAUACUGUAGGGCGCUGAGGAACCCCUCACCUUUGCCACUAGUAACAACUGGCUCACUUUUUGGCUUUUGCGCCCUGGAUCAUAGCCCCUAAGCUUCUUUCAUGGUUCUCCUAUGAUUUAUCCAAGCUUGCACUUUCCUAGAUGUUGCUCUAAUGCUCUCUAUCCUGUUCCAUGGAUUUAAUUCUGCGGGAGCUAGCUUUUUAGCAAUGUUACAUAUACACUUGCAUAGGCUUCAUCCACCCCAUUGAACGUACGGAAAUUAAUACAUAUGUGAGGGAAGAAAAUACGAACUUGGAUCAGCCUGGUAAUGCCAACGAGUGGUGAAGGAAUUCAUCUCUCUUACGCAGUUUACCCGCAAAAAAAACUCUCUUACGCAGUAACAGUUUUUUUUCUCUUGCGUUAAAGGUAUCAUAAGUUUCCAAGAGGAGUUUUGACGCACUCCUCCGUCCCAUAUUUAGUGACUUCAAUUUGGCUAAAUAUGGAUGUAUUUAUGCCUAAAAAGUGUCUAGAUACAUGUAAUAGAAAGUCACUUAAUAUGGGACAGAGGGAGUACUAUUCUAUAAGAGUUGCACAUGUCCAUAAACUGAAAAUUUAUAUGGGACUCUCAGCAAUUUCAGAGAGGUGGGACAUAAGUGUAACUUGAAUGUGGUGCAAACUUAGAUGGAUCUUGUUCAUUCAUUAGUCAUUAACCUUAUUCUGGGCUGGCCCAUAUAGUACGUGGAUGACAGUAGCAUCUGAUCCUUGGGCUGAUCUUGAUUUCGCAGUACCAACUGUAAAUCUCCAGCUGAUCUGAAUUCAGAACUCUUUAUUCUGGUCUCUGGAUGUGAUCCAGCUGGUGCAGGGUUGUUAGCAGUACCAACAAUUAUAUUCCGGGACUAAGGUUUCCAACUUUGCCCUUGCGUUUGUGUCUGCAGUAGGCUUACUUAACUUUUCACUUUGGACAAUCUUUAUGUAAGGCUGCAAGGGUUAGUUGUUCCUUGUUGAGCCUUGCAAGGAAUUGACUGCCAGCUCCGAUCUAUUCCACAUUUCACCCUUUAAGUAAAGCCCCUUCACUUGGUAACAUCACACUGAGAUAUCAGGUAUCAAGCACAGAUGUAUUCCCCUCCCUGCACUGCUUCUGGAAACGACGGCGAGCAGGGCUUCACGGCCGGUGCUAACCCGAUUGCUUUGCUAGACCACGCCAUGGAUUUCGACGAGCAUAUGCUUUUCCCUAUGCACAAUGUAGGAAUGCAAGACGGUGUUCAGUUUUAUAAUCCUACGAGUGGUACUGAGCUCAGUAGAAAUAUGAGCAUGGAGAAGUGUUUGAAAGGCGGCAAAAGGAAGGGCUCAGGCGAGGGCAGUUCGUCAAUGCACUCGCAAGAGGGAACCGGCGCGGUGUCUAAGAGAGAAGUCAACAGUGAGAAGGCAGGCGAUGCUGAGAGCAACAGAGAGGACUACGUGCAUAUCCGAGCUAAGCGCGGCCAGGCGACUAACAACCACAGCCUUGCGGAGAGGUUUCGGAGGGAAAAGAUCAACGAGAGGAUGAAGCAUCUCCAAGACCUCGUCCCAGGUUGCAACAAGAUCACAGGAAAGGCCAUGAUGCUUGAUGAAAUCAUAAACUAUGUGCAGUCCCUGCAGCGGCAGGUCGAGUUCCUCUCGAUGAAGCUCUCAGCAGUCAGCCCCGAGCUGAACUGUGAUCUCGACUUCCAAGAUAUCCUUUGCCCGCAAGACGCUCGCUCUGCAUUCCCGGGAUACGGACCGCGAUUGAGCAAUGUUCACCCGAAUCUGUACAGGGCAUCACAGCAAGGCCUCUCACGUCCAGAAUUAUACGGGAGCAGCCCAAAUCCAGCAAAUGUUCAUCUGGCAAGAACGGCUCAGUUAUCUGCAUUUCCCCAGAGAAGUGUCGUCUGGGAUGAAGAACUUCGCAACAUCGGUUCUGUUGUUUUCCCUUCAGACGCCGGCACCAGUAGCUUAGAGAAUUCAGACCCAAUGAAAGUGGAAUAGCUAGUCAGCAGCUGACGGUUAACAAUGUGCGCUCCUGCAAACGGUUGCACAGAUCUCCUCUGGCUUUGCGAUUUCAACUGCCCUAGUUGAGGGGAAUCCUGAAGUGUGUGUGUGAGUGUGUGUCACUUUUGUACAGUUUGACUAAGCAAACGGAUGAAAAGUUUGUGCUUCGGUGUAAUGUAGUACAACUAUUUCUGCCUGGAAUUAUUAUAGUGGUAUAAUAACUGGGUUUGAUGAGUUGAUCUACAUAUAUUUUUGCAUAUUGGGUGGUUUUCACAAUAAACUGUAUCUUCUAUUUAAUAUCUGGAGCAAACUGCAGAUUAACUACAAA
Brachypodium distachyon (stiff brome) is the source of this 2614-nucleotide messenger RNA. RefSeq names its product transcription factor bHLH74. Lineage: Eukaryota; Viridiplantae; Streptophyta; Magnoliopsida; Poales; Poaceae. The transcript has 10 exons. The record is from RefSeq and is a predicted model, not a curated record. Gene Ontology annotation, biological process: regulation of DNA-templated transcription. Gene Ontology annotation, molecular function: protein dimerization activity; DNA-binding transcription factor activity. Gene Ontology annotation, cellular component: nucleus. Bases 1393 to 2283 code for a protein of 296 amino acids.